AUGGUUAUGGUGAAUCGAUCGAUGCUCGUGAACUUGAGGAGGCUAAUUUCCAAUAACGCCAAAUCGACUAAUCCUGCCAUGCAAUUUCCUUGUUUGGAUAAGCUUGAGGAAAUCACUGCGCAGUUAAAGCAAAAGAAUCGACCAGGGUCUUGCUCAAUCUCUGAUCCAACAUCAUCUCCUAGCAAUGAACCCGUCUAUGGUAAAGUUCAGUCUGGUUUCAAGCUUUUCGAGUCAAAUGAGCCGCUUUUCCUUGAUUAUGGUGGCGUACUGCCGCAGUUCCGGAUAGCAUUCGAAACCUGGGGCAAACUAAACAAGAAUAAAUCAAAUGCAGUGUUAGUGCACACAGGCUUAAGUGCUUCUUCGCACGCACGCUCAUCGAUAGAUAAUCCUCAACAUGGAUGGUGGGAAAAAUUCAUAGGGCCAGGCAAUCCUGCCCUAGAUACAGACAAAUACUUUGUGAUCUGUACCAACGUUUUAGGGGGUUGUUACGGCUCCACAGGCCCAUCUUCCCAAGAUCCGGCAGAUGAAUUGCCCUAUGCUACACGCUUCCCUAUGCUGAGCAUCCAGGAUAUCGUAAGAGCCCAAGAGAGACUGAUAAGGACACAAUUCGGAAUCCAAAAGCUGUAUGCUUCAGUAGGGAGCUCAAUGGGGGGAAUGCAGUCUUUGGCGUUUGGCCAACUUUUUCCAGAUAGUGUGGAGAAGAUUGUUUCCGUAUCUGCUUGUGCUAGGUCGCACCCAUCAAGCAUCGCAAUGAGGCAUGCUCAAAGACAGGUUUUGAUGGCUGAUACUAAUUGGUCGCGUGGCUUUUAUUAUCCGAGCUCUAGUGAGCCUAACAAAAUUCCUCCACAUAUAGGAAUGAAACUGGCCCGUGAAAUUGCCACUGUUACGUACAGGUCUGGUCCUGAGUGGGAGUCCCGAUUUGGUACUGAGAGACUAAAUGAAGAAACUUCUCCUGUCCUUUGUCCCGACUUUUUGAUUGAAACCUAUUUGGAUCAUCAAGGGGAGAAGUUUUCUCUUGAAUAUGAUGCUAACUCGUUUCUUUAUUUAUCGAAGACCAUGGACUUAUUUGAUUUGUCAAGAAGCCAUGCUAAUAGAAGUCAUCGGAGGCGAAUAAAGGCAGCUGAAGAAUACGAAAAGGGAUCUUUCUCUGAGAAGCGCUUAAGUGAUUUGCCUUACAAGGCAGCGAAAAAGCGCAGAACUACAACAGUGGAGGAAGCUCGUGAAGAUUUAAGGAUAGGCAUGGAACCCCUUCGAAACAAAGAGAUACUGGUCGUGGGAGUGAGAUCGGACGGACUUUUUCCAUACUGGCAGCAAAGAGAAAUUGUGGAAUUACUUGGCGGGGACUCUAAAGUCACCCACGUUGAGCUCGACGAAACACAAUCUUUAUACGGCCACGAUACAUUCCUCCUCGAUGUUGAUCAUGUUGGAGGUAGCAUAGGCAAGUUCCUAACCCAAUGA
Messenger RNA from Lachancea fermentati, 1458 nucleotides. Lineage: Eukaryota; Fungi; Ascomycota; Saccharomycetes; Saccharomycetales; Saccharomycetaceae. The record is from the annotation of a GenBank genome assembly.